Messenger RNA from Miscanthus lutarioriparius, 429 nucleotides. The record is from the annotation of a GenBank genome assembly. NCBI's taxonomy places the organism in Eukaryota, Viridiplantae, Streptophyta, Magnoliopsida, Poales, Poaceae.
AUGGGGCUAUCCACAUCUGCUUCAUCAUCCAAGAUGGAAAUCAAGUACAGCGAACAGCUAUCUUGUGGAUCAUUGGAUUCUCUUCGACAACUCGACUGUGAAGAAUUAACUGUUGACACCUGCAGCAAUCCUGUCCCGUUGCCAGAGUGCACUCGGGGCUGGAAAUCCUUCCGAAAGCUGGAGAUAUUGAACUGUCAGAACAUGGAGACACUGCCAAAAUGGUUGGGAGAUAUGGCUUCUCUCCGUGAGCUCAAAGUAGAGAUCUACUACAUGAUGAAAACUCUGCCUCCGUGCAUUGGGAGGCUUACAUCUUUGCAGACCUUGGCACUACUGGAAUGCACAAAGAAGUUUAAGCAAAGAUGUAGUGAGGGAGGAGAUGAUUGGAGCAAGAUAAAGCACAUUGACAAUCUAAUCGUAGAAGAGAUAUGA